Molecule: messenger RNA, 384 nt
Organism: Diversispora eburnea
Lineage: Eukaryota; Fungi; Glomeromycota; Glomeromycetes; Diversisporales; Diversisporaceae
Source: the annotation of a GenBank genome assembly
AUGUCUCAAGAAGAAGAAACAUUGUAUUGUCCAGUUGGUCAUUCCAAUGAGAUCUAUAAUUUCCAAAGAAUUUACAUUGGAAUAAAUAUUGGAUAUUGUAAUUUGUGUAAUAAAGAACAUUUUAGUCGAGAGUUUGGAGCUUGGUCUAAUGGAAACGUCGAAAUUGAUAAGUCUUGUUUUAUUAGUCGAAGUAUUCAUACUCUUCAUAGAUUGUAUAAUUCAUUAGAAGAUAUAAAAUCAGGAACAUCUCAAGACCCUAAUUUAUUAAAGUCUAAUGAAACAUCUAUUUCGAGUGUUAAAACUUAUUAUAUUGAUUCUAAAGAACUACAAGAAUGCAUUGAUUGGGAAAAAGAGAUUCAAAGUCAUGCAAAAAAAAAGAUCUAA